Messenger RNA from Plasmodium cynomolgi strain B, 1197 nucleotides. RefSeq lists its product as hypothetical. The transcript is spliced from 3 exons. NCBI's taxonomy places the organism in Eukaryota, Apicomplexa, Aconoidasida, Haemosporida, Plasmodiidae. Bases 1 to 1197 code for a protein of 398 amino acids. The record is from RefSeq and is a predicted model, not a curated record.
AUGCAUAGGAAAGAAAGGACCAAAAGCUUGAUUUUUUUACCUUAUCUUUACCUUGUUAAUAUGCUAAACAAUACCUGUGGCAAACCAGGGGGGACGAAUGGCCACGUAUACCAAAAGGACGCAUAUAAUGGAAGGACUAAUAGAUUAUUAAAAGGCAAAUUAGCUGUAGAAGAAGAACCCAAAGAAAAGUACAAACUCCUAAGAAAAAAACUGCUAGAAAUAGUGAAUGAAAAUGAUGAAGAUUUUGAAAAACGAUUUAAUACCAUGUUAGAAAAAGGUGGCAUUUUACAGAAUAUAUCCUCUCUACAGCAAUUGAAUGAAAAAUCAAAGAAAUCAUUGUUAUACGAUGGUAGUAGUCAGUAUAGAAAAUCAAAAGGAUCUCUAGAAUAUGAUACCAAUGAUGAAGACAAAUUAACAAGUUCAAAGUAUUAUAGUAAUAGCGAAAAGCCAGUAAAUCUACAAAAAUUUUUCAGCUAUUUUAAAAAAUUGAAUUUAUUUAAAAUUUUUGAUUUUUUUGAAAAAUUAAAGGAAGAGGACAUACCAAAAUAUUAUUAUAAUUCAUAUUAUAGUACUACCACGGGUAUCGCCAAUAGCAUUAACACUAAGGAGGUCGAACAGGAAGCAGAAAAGGAAUUUAGUGAUACCUCCUGUUUCGACUUUGGCCAUGACUUCGAAUCAAUUGCCACUUUUAAAGAUUUUUUUAAACAUAAUGGCCUGAAAUUGUAUCAUUCACUGAAAUCUGUUAACCCGAGUGAAAAAGAACGCGAACCUUUAAAGAAAGAGUUAUCCUCACUUAAAAAAUGUUAUGAUUUAUUGUUAAAACCUGUUUUCACGUGGACAAUGAAUUACAUGAAAAAAUUUGACAAAUUGUAUGAAAAGUCCCUAAUAAAGGUGCUAACAUCGGAAAUUAUGAUGGAUGAAAUAAGUGUCAAAUUACUUUUAAAAAAAUUGAAGAAUUACUUAAUUGUUAUUUAUCCAGUUUUAUCAUACAGUAUCUACACAAUCCUGGUUUAUUUUUUCAAUUUUGAUCAUUUUAGUGUUGCUUCCACAGCUGCAAUGGUUUUAUGCGCCUUAAUAUACGUGAGCUAUAAAUAUAUCAAGUGCACUAAUAACACUAGAUAUAAAGAAUUGUAUGAACAUAAUAGCACACAAGCCGCGGAGUCAUCACCGGACGUUAAGAAAGAUGAUGCUUUGUGA